Linum tenue is the source of this 417-nucleotide messenger RNA. The record is from the annotation of a GenBank genome assembly. NCBI's taxonomy places the organism in Eukaryota, Viridiplantae, Streptophyta, Magnoliopsida, Malpighiales, Linaceae.
AUGGCUGCUCUCGCUUGGCUGAUCGUCGCCGUAGUUGGUCUCUGCAUCAUCAGCAGUGACGCGGCGGUUGCGACGUCGGCGUCGUCGACGGACGCGUACUCGUUCCCAGACCACUCCUGCGGCGUGAUUCCGGUGGACCCAUCGAGCCCGUUGGGCCAGGCGAGGAAAGGGAUCCUGGUCAACGUGGUCAACGUCCACAACUCCCAUCCCGGCGAGUUCUCGACGUGCAUCAACGUGAACAGCUUGUUGUGGGCUCGGGCUGCCUGCCCCGACCCGACCUCGGCCUCGUGCCCGGCCUGCCUCGGCGAGGCUCAGGCUUUCUUGGACCAGAACUGCAUGUACUUUGACGAGGGAAGGGUUCAAGAGAAUGGUAUGACUUGUAACAUGGCGUUCGGUGAUAAAAGUGUUUGUGAUUAA